Messenger RNA from Amphibalanus amphitrite, 593 nucleotides. RefSeq names its product lectin BRA-3-like. The record is from RefSeq and is a predicted model, not a curated record. The coding region runs from base 1 to 591 and encodes 196 amino acids. Lineage: Eukaryota; Metazoa; Arthropoda; Thecostraca; Balanomorpha; Balanidae. The transcript has 3 exons.
AUGACCUGUGCGGUCAAAUGUGAAGCGCAAGAGUCGGGUGUGUGUGGAGGAUUCACGUACCACACGAACGGUACUUGUCAGCUGUACAACACGGGAGAUGAACUUCGUUCGGAGGACACCAGCUUGGGGCAGCAAACCUUCCGGAAAGUUCAUCUGAUUACUGAGAGCUCUACCGUGUCAUGCGCCUGUCCGGCCGACUUCAGCCGCUGUGCCGGCCGCUGUCUGAUCCGACCCCCUCAGGAGCUCAACUUCACCGAAGCUAAAGCCGCCUGCGUCUCGCUGGGCGCCCACCUGGCCGUGCCCCGCUCUGCAGAGGAGAACCAAUGCGUUCUGACCAUGGCGGCUGGAGUGAACAUCUGGAUCGGACUAUCGGAGCAUAGCGAGGACGGACUGUUCGUGGCAGAGGACGGAGGAGAGCCAGUGACCCUGGGCAGCCCCUUCUGGAGUACCGGAGAGCCCAACUCUGCUCUCUCAGCUGAUAACUGCGUGCAGAUCUGGUCUGCGAGUCAGGCUUGGGACGACACUUACUGCAGUGCGCAGAUGGCAUUCGUGUGUCAGCUCCCGGCCUGGUACAAACCCGAGUGUCACUGAGC